Chaetura pelagica (chimney swift) is the source of this 678-nucleotide messenger RNA. RefSeq names its product C-type lectin domain family 4 member E-like. Gene Ontology annotation, biological process: antifungal innate immune response. The transcript has 6 exons. NCBI's taxonomy places the organism in Eukaryota, Metazoa, Chordata, Aves, Apodiformes, Apodidae. Gene Ontology annotation, molecular function: carbohydrate binding. Gene Ontology annotation, cellular component: external side of plasma membrane. Bases 1 to 678 code for a protein of 225 amino acids. The record is from RefSeq and is a predicted model, not a curated record.
AUGGUACAGUCGCUGGUCUCAUACCAGAAGAAAAGGCUUGGGACAACCCUACCAGAAGAAAGAGGCUGCUCCUGGCUGAACCCCUGGGUCUUCCUUGUUUCUGUCCUUGUCAUCAAAACUGCCUUUGCAACCAUCUGCCUUGUUGUUUUUCUUGGUGGAAGCUCUGGUCAGUACAAGACUCUGCUCCAGAAUGCUACAGAGUGGCAUUGUGUCCCCAGUGUGUCUGCAGACAAACAGGAGGGCUGGAUGUGCUGCCCGAAGGGUUGGAGACGCUUUCAGGAAAAGUGCUAUUAUCUGUCAGAUGAUAAAAUGUCCUGGGCUGAGAGUGAGCAGAACUGCACUGGGAUGGGCUCCCAUCUGGUGGUGAUCAACAGCAAAGCAGAGCAGGAGUUCCUCUUUAACUGGGCAAAAGAAGUAUUUACUAAUGCCUAUGAAACAAGAUACUACAUAGGCUUAACGGCGUAUGAGAAUGGGCAGUGGCAGUGGGUGGAUCAAACUCCGUAUGAAAAGGCAGCCAUGUUCUGGAAACCUGGGGAACCCAAUUUACUCUUUGCAGAAAAAUGUGCUGCAAUUCAUGUCAAGGGCAAAACAGACCCCAACACUUACCAUAACUGGAAUAAUGUCCUUUGCUUCACAAAUUGUUAUCGAAUUUGUGAACUGGCAGUGAAAUUUGUCUGA